AUGUCUCCACAAGUCUCCGCCUCUCCAGCCACAUCGACCGGAAUACCGACUCCACGUCAAGGGCCGAGUCCAGUCCGAACAGAAUCGGAUAUCCCCGCGCACAUUGUUUCAAUGGGCAUGGGUUCUGGAACAUCUCCCAAAGAUGGGUUGGAAGAUGAAACACCUCCUAGGGCACAUGGACUCCAGGCCAAGAACGAGAAACAGCCAAAAAUAGCAAGAAGCAGAGGUGGUUCAUCCAACCAAGCAGCGAAGGAGCGACGCCGCAAGCAAAUUCGACUGGCGCAAAGGGCCUAUCGGCUUCGGAAUGUGACCAACAUUGAACGCUUGAAAGGCCGGAUUGUUCAGCUGGAGGCAGCUGUCCGCAAAAUGAGCGAUUCGGUAACCUCUUUCUGCGAUUCCACUCUCCAGUCAGGUGAUUUAGCCGCACAGCCUGAUUUGACGAUUCGCCUGCAUGAAAUGCUAGAGAUAUGUCUCGCUUCGGCUGUGGAUGCUGGCUGCGAGUCGGAGGCCAAGUCCUCAGACUUGCAUCAGCAGCAAGAUGCUCCACUCUCUCACUCUCCCUCACAAACAGAAUAUACUCCAGAUGAUUUUCCAGCGAUGCAGGCGGCAACUCAAGAGCCUUCUGUCAGACACCCUUUGAUCGGGCGUCAGUUGGGAUUCUGUGGAUUUGUGGACAUUUACGCAGCAGGUGAGGCUAGCAUGUAUAUAUAA
Messenger RNA from Penicillium macrosclerotiorum, 711 nucleotides. Its product is annotated as bZIP transcription factor. The record is from RefSeq and is a predicted model, not a curated record. Lineage: Eukaryota; Fungi; Ascomycota; Eurotiomycetes; Eurotiales; Aspergillaceae. Bases 1 to 711 code for a protein of 236 amino acids. The transcript is spliced from 3 exons. Gene Ontology annotation, molecular function: DNA-binding transcription factor activity. Gene Ontology annotation, biological process: regulation of DNA-templated transcription.